This is a messenger RNA of Lampris incognitus (smalleye Pacific opah), 1748 nucleotides long. It is a transcript of the gene tnfsf11, whose product is annotated as TNF superfamily member 11. The record is from RefSeq and is a predicted model, not a curated record. Gene Ontology annotation, biological process: immune response. NCBI's taxonomy places the organism in Eukaryota, Metazoa, Chordata, Actinopteri, Lampriformes, Lampridae. Bases 181 to 972 code for a protein of 263 amino acids. Gene Ontology annotation, molecular function: tumor necrosis factor receptor binding. Gene Ontology annotation, cellular component: membrane. The transcript has 4 exons.
CUGUCUGAUUGGCUGCCGGUCUUCAAAAAAAGAGCCCAACUAUCUCGCUAUCUCUCUCUAUCGCUCUCUCUCUCUCUCAGCCCACCCACCGCUUUGCGGACCUCUUCGGUCUUAUUUCCCGUCCUUGCAGUGAAAAGAGAGAGAGCGAGCGGGUCCGGGCUGAACGACACAGCGCUCAGCAUGGCAGCUAACCACGGCGACUACCGCGGCUACCUGCGGAACACGGCCGACAUGGAGUCCGGCCAGCACCGCUGCCAUCACAGCUCGGAGCCGACCUACCGACCGCUGCUUUUCGGGACGCUCGCCGUUAUGGGACUGCUCCAGGUGGCAUCCAGCGUAGCCAUCUUAUUACACUUGACGGGUUAUCUGCAAGAGGUAGACCUGUCCUCGGCCCCACACCACCCUAUGGAGGAAGUGCAGACAGAACCGGUGCUUGAUGCACUGAGAGACACGAGGAAAAACAAAAGGUGCAAGCCUCCAAAAGACGGCCUGCCAUCCGCUCAUCUGCCAAUCAAAUCACAUCAAGAGUUCGCCAAGAAGGGCGAGCCAAAGUCUAUCAUGAUCGACUGGGAUGAACUGCACGGACACCGCACCAGAAUGGACUACCUGAAGGGGAAGCUGCUGGUGAAGGAAUCGGGUUUCUACUAUGUUUACGCAAAGACCUGCUUCCGGUACUACGUCUUUGACAACAUGAGUCAGGCCACAACCCCGCCGCUAGAUGUGAGCAACGCUCAGCUCUUUCAGUAUGUCUGCCACGAGAGCAUCAAGCAGAACAGCAAGGCAUUUGUGCUGAUGAAGACGGGCAGCACCAUGCGCUGGGAGCAGGGACCCUACAACAUGUACUGCGCCCAGCAGGGCCGAGGAGUGAGGCUGGAGGGAGGAGACGCCCUGUACGUCAAUGUGUCCAAUGCCUGGAUGCUGGACCCGGUGGGAGAAUGGACGUAUUUUGGGGCCAUUAAAUUGGGCAACUGAAAAUUGAACACAUGGAGGGAGGACGUGCUACUGAACAAUUUGACAUGCCAAUGAACCACUGUGCGAGCACUUGUCAUUUUAUAAGAUUACUGAUUGAUAAUGUUAAUUUUUUUUUAUUUUGAAUACGUAUUUUUAUAUACAUUGCUCUUCACCAAAUAGCCUUUGAGUGUUUUAUGAGAUAAAAAAAAAAAGAGAAAAAGAUUGUUUUUGGUCACUUGGCCCAAAACAAGUACUACAGGAGUAAUCACAAAUUAAACAUUUUAUAAUAUAGCACUGGAAGCUUUUUGGUAUUGUAAUCUAUUAGUUGAUAAAUUCAAUACAUUUCAAAUCAGAUUGCAGGGCUAAUGACAUUAACCAAGAGCACUUUUGAAGAAAAAAAACUUUUAAGUUCAGCGAUCUAUUUGAAAUUAACCAUUAUAUUCCAAUGCUGCAUUGGUUGGUAGAUUUUGUCAUGCACAUAUUUGAUAGUUCAGUAAUAUUUUUCUCGACUAGCAGGGACAGAUCCGUCCUAUUUAGGCAGUAUCCUGACCGUUGAGUAAACGUUGUCAUGCUGUUGGUAGUACAGCUGUGAGUCAAUGUGGUUUUUACCAAGGAAAUCCUCCAAACUGGCAAUCUAUGCAGGGUUUCAAAAAUGUUAUUCGGAAACUUCCAUAGUCUGCGUAGAAUAUUUACAUCUGCAAAACAGUUGUACAUCAUAUGCUCAGACAUAGACAUGUGAAUUCACUAACUAAACAAGCCACAAGGGUGAAACCAUUCCUGUAAGUCUAUUGGUAGGA